Messenger RNA from Lytechinus variegatus (green sea urchin), 3217 nucleotides. Its product is annotated as probable glucarate transporter. The transcript is spliced from 7 exons. NCBI's taxonomy places the organism in Eukaryota, Metazoa, Echinodermata, Echinoidea, Temnopleuroida, Toxopneustidae. The record is from RefSeq and is a predicted model, not a curated record. Gene Ontology annotation, cellular component: membrane. Bases 352 to 1920 code for a protein of 522 amino acids. Gene Ontology annotation, molecular function: transmembrane transporter activity. Gene Ontology annotation, biological process: transmembrane transport.
CUCUACUAGUCUGUGGGAUAACAAAAAAAAUCAAAGAACUUUAUAAAAUGCUGUUGAAAUGGAGUACGGUGCAAGAAGAAUUCCUGGAAAGCUUCGCUAUAUUUAGAGCCCAAAUAAUAUCCCCUCUCACUUUGAAUCGGUCAUGCAAUCAUAUCGGGACGCACCGUCGAUUAUGACGUCAUCACAGGAAAUUCCUACUUUAAGACGCUUGCAUUAUAGCUGAAUAUGAAUAACAUGAUACCACCAGUGAUUUGAAUUUACUCGGCAUAACUAUAUGGUUAUAUGGGGCCUUUCUGUCUGAAAGGCAAAGGGAAAGACCAUUGACAUUGUAUCAAGUGCAACAUUCCCGCCAUGGAUGGAAGCGAGGAAUUGUUGUUGAUUAAGAAAUCGAAGGCGGACGGUCCAAACGAUCAGGCAAUAGUCAGUUUUGGAUGGCGAGUGUAUGGGCUAACUACCAUCACCCUACUCAAUGUAAUGAACUUCACUCAACAGUAUCUGCUCAUUGUUACAAUAUUUGGAAUGGCCAAUGAGCUUGAGUUUGGUGAAACAGAAUGUCAGGUGAUCAACGAAACAGAAGCACGUGACUACCUCCACGAUCGCAAUAUCACCGGCCAGAAACUGUGUGCUGAGAGAGGAAGGUGUUCUGAAAACAGCACGUUUUUCUUACCAGAUGUGUGUGGCAUACGAUACACAGGACAAGGUACACUUUAUGACGUAUUAGCUGGGCCUAUCUACCUCAUAAUACAGGGUGUGGCAGCAAUUCCAAUCGUAGGCUUGUUUCAAAGGCUUUCUCUGAGACCGACAUUUGCCAUUGGGAUACUCACCGUGUUGUGGACCCUCUGUACAUUUACCACAGGCUUCGUAGAAGACUACUGGGCGAUCGCCUUGCUUCGCUUUUUUUUCGGCAUAUUUUCGGGUCCAUAUCCUCCUUUAGCUCUAGGAUAUUUAUCUCAUAUCUUUCCGAAGGAGGUACACACUGUGGUCUUUGGGAUAGGACAGUACGGUAACCCCGCAGGGUAUGGCGUAUCAUACAUCUUCAUUCUUGUCAGUGAAAGCAUGGGAUGGAGAUGGUGUUACAUCAUCUGUGGUGGGUCAGGUCUCAUCCUCGCUGUCGCUUCUUGCUUCAUGGUAGUGCAACCCAGAGGACAUCAUAAUCAAAACGAGAACACCUUGACGCCAUCUUGGAGCCAGCUCCGUAUCAGUUUGAGACAGAUUGCUUGGUCUUUCAUGAUAUAUAUAAUCCUCGCACAAACAGCACUCAUUGCAGUCGGCUAUGUUCUGUCUUUCAACAUCACCCUUUACUUGGUCGAAUACUUUCCAGAUUUUAAUAUAUCUCUAGUUGGUGUGAUUACAAUAAUCGCAGCAUUUCCCGGCUGUAUCUUUGGAGGGAUGGUGUGCGAUCGUCUACGGAAAGUUGCUGGUUUACGCGGAAGGAUUUUCGUGACAGUCAUUCUCAUGAUAAUUCCGUUUAUAUGCGGAGUAUUGAUUUUUCAAACCAGCCUUACCUCUCUGGUGAUUUCAUUUGGUAUCCUGACCCUCGUGGCGCAAUGCGUCAACUUAACGCUGCUCUCUAUCAUCUCAGAUCUUACACCCAUGGAAUGCAAGCUGGUCGUCUUUGCCAUCGCUUACUUCUCCUUAUACUCCGUUGCGGGAGCCAUCAAUCUCCUGAUCACCCCGAUCGCCUCUGCGACGAGCUUCAGACUGGCGCUCACGAUUCUAGUUGGAACCCUGUUUGGGUUAUGCUUAAUAUUUCUUCUCCUCAGCUGGGUUACCAUGCACAUUCAGAAAGUGAGCGAGAGUCAACUGGCCAGUCGAGAAACUGGGAAAGAACCAAGAGCGGGGGAGAUGACUGAGAACACUCCCCUGGUAUACUCUCAUAACGGACUUGAUAAGGAUGCAUUAAUUGGGAAAUAUUCUUAAUACACUAUAAAUGUUAAUGUUAUGCUAGUUCGUGUAUGAUGUUUCAGUUUACAGUUUUAGUUUUUAUUAUGAAUAGUGUACACUGAAUCAUAAUAAUGAUAUUGUGUGUUUACACUGUGAUUUGCAUGGAUUUAAAUCCGGUGGUCCGUUUCAUAAUACAAUUAUGGUAAACUUGCCAAAAUAUUGUAACUGCCAUGGUAAUGGGGCUCCUGAUCAGCAGCUAAAUAAAAAUCGAAUUUCCCAUAAUGCCUUAUUUUAAGUUUGAUAAAACUGAUGUCAGAUCUGUUGUGAAUAGGAACUAACCAUGCAAGCUGUGGUUUUUAUUUGAACAUUUGAAAAUAAAAUGAUUUUAGAUAUAAGAACAGAUCCCAGGGGUUAAAUCCUAAUUUGAAUGGUCAAUAUCAACAGCCAAUCUGGAUUUUCUUCUUAAAUGCAUGUGUUCAAAGUGGAUACCCUUAUUAAAUUUCUCGUUUUGGAAACAUACAUGAUCAUGAUUAUGAGCAGAUAUCGUGGAUAUAAUAGAGAAGGGACCACAGUUGGAUAUUGUGCCCAGUGGUUUACCUAGCAAAGCAAGGAUGUGUGCUGAAUACUUCCUUAGUGCUCUCUUAAUUCUGACGUACCAUUUCUUUUUCUCUUACACAUUUUAUGACCAAGAUUUGAUUCCCCCUUUAAGGUCCUUUUGCCACUGACUGCGCGUAUUUUUAUUUCAGUAAUGUUUUCGUUUGAUGCUGCAUAGUUAUAUACUGCCAAAGAAUAAAAUAUAAAGGCCCUCCUUUGGGUAACGCGAUCGACGGUUCAAAUCUUCAUUUUCAAUAAAAAUAGCAACAUCUUAAAGGGGAGCGAACUGGCCAACAAUCUGUGUUGUCUCCCUUUAGUUGUGCGCUAUAAAUGGCUAGUCUUAUAUCUUUUGAUACAACUAUUCGUAAUUCAGAGGAUGAAAUAGCCAAUAAUUUUAUUUGUGUAUAUAUUGGAACCGAAACGUUCUUGAGCCUGUUGAAUUAAAAGGUACCUGUUAUGGCACCUGGUAAAAUAAUCAUUGCAAUAUUUAUGUAUUGAGCAGUGAAUAUCAUUUAAGCAUGUCAAGUGAGACUAUAUCACAAGACUACACUUCUGAGAAUGUUAUAUUGUGGGCAGUAAACCUGGUCGGAUGUAGAAGAAUAUUUGAGGGGGCUACUUUGACUACUAGUUUGUUCUUUUUAAACUUCUGAAGGUCAUCUACAAACUUUACAUUGCGUAUCAAAAAAAGUUUACACUUAGAAAAAAAAAUCCUGUAAAAUGAUACAUUUGUAAUAUCCUG